Molecule: messenger RNA, 1739 nt
Organism: Trichoderma asperellum CBS 433.97
Lineage: Eukaryota; Fungi; Ascomycota; Sordariomycetes; Hypocreales; Hypocreaceae
Molecular function (GO): oxidoreductase activity
Source: RefSeq, a predicted model, not a curated record
AUGGCACCGAAAAGCUGCAAGCUGGGUGCUUUAGUCGUGCUUGCGGGAUGGCUUCCACUUACACAUGCGGCGCCAGCAAGUAGUGGGGGUGAAUCUACAUGUAGGAAGACGUCUGUGGCGAUAUUAGGUGCCGGAAUGGCUGGUAUCACUGCCGCUCAAGCCUUGCACAACGCCUCAGUGUCCGACUUUGUCAUCAUCGAGUACCAAGAUAGAAUCGGUGGCCGGGCAUGGCACGGCGACUUUGGCAAGAAAUCGGAUGGCAGCCCGUAUGUGAUUGAGUAUGGCUGCAAUUGGAUACAAGGGCUUGGAAAUACUAAAGGUCCUCAAAAUCCUGUCGACUUAUUGGCCCAAAAAUACCACCUCGCCAACACUUACUCAGACUACGAUUCCAUCCUGACUUACGAUGAAACGGGAUAUUCGAAUUAUUCUGAUCUCCUAGACGAGUAUAACGAUGCUUAUGACACUGCCGCAGCGAAAGCAGGCCGAUAUCUUGUCCAGAAUUUGCAGGAUGAAACUAUGCGCGCGGGUCUUUCCCUUGCAGGAUGGAAUCCUAGGCAUGGCGAUAUGAAGAAAAUGGCGGCUGAGUGGUGGAACUGGGACUGGGAAGCUGGAUACCCCCCUGAAGAGUCAUCCUUUGUGUUUGGCGUUGCGGGCGACAACCUCACCUUCAACCAGUUCGGCGACGCCAAUAACUUUGUCAUCGACCAACGCGGCUACAGUGCCAUCAUCACUGGCGAGGCGUCGACGUUUCUAACCAAAAACGAUCCUCGGUUGCUGCUCAAUACCCAGGUCACGAACAUUAGCUACUCCGACAGCGGCGUCACAAUACACAACCACGACGGUAGCUGCGUUUCUGCUGCCUAUGCCAUAACGACCUUCUCACUGGGCGUGCUGCAGAGAGGCACCGUGCGCUUCUCUCCUGAAUUGCCGCAGUGGAAGAAGAGAGCAAUCCAGAAUUUCGCCAUGGGGACUUACACCAAGAUCUUCCUUCAGUUUAACGAGACUUUCUGGCCAGAAGAUAAACAGUACUUCCUCUAUGCUUCGCCCACGACAAGGGGAUACUACCCGGUAUGGCAAUCUCUAUCGACUGAAGGUUUUAUGCCCGGGUCAAAUAUCAUCUUCGCUACCGUUGUGGACGAUGAAUCUUACCGUAUUGAACGACAAACCGACGAAGAGACUAAAGCAGAGGCAAUGGAGGUCCUUCGCCAAAUGUUCCCCAACGUUACCAUCCCCGAGCCCAUCGCCUUUACUUACCCUCGCUGGACCUCUGAACCGUGGUCUUACGGAAGCUAUUCAAACUGGCCGCCGGGCACUACUUUGCUAGCCCAUCAAAACCUACGAGCCAACACCGGGCGCCUGUGGUUCGCCGGCGAGGCCACCAGCGCAGAGUAUUUUGGCUUUUUGCACGGGGCAUGGUUUGAAGGCCGCGAGGCGGGCGCCCAGGUUGCGGCGUUGCUUCAGGGAAGACCAUGCGUGCAGUAUGGAAACGAUAGGCUGUGUGGUGAGAGGAUACAUUAUAACAUGUUGACGGGGACGUCGCCGUUGAGUCAGUAUAGCAUAUUGAAUGGGUGGGCUGUGAGCAGUCUCUAUGACGGCGAUGACUGAUAGACUUUACAUAAAUCACAUGCAUUUCUGCGUGGUAUUAAUAUAUAGCAUCUAUUAGUAUAUAAUAUGAGUUGCUAUUUGGGUAUACCUGAGCGAAUAAAAGAGUAACUGAGUCUCUUAUUGAAACAAGCGAG